ACACAUAUAAGGGACGGUCUGAGCAUGCCAUAAAUGUUGCGGUUCCUCUUGAACUUAUUGCAACCUACGAGUCAUCAUGCGGAAUGAGGAAAAGGCGUUCGAGCUGAGAAGUGAACGAACCCAAAAGGAGCACCAGUCUCCAGCUCCGCUACCCUGCAGUCAUGGGAACUUCUCUGCACCGCCUGGCCUGGUUUCUGUGUCUCUUUCUGUCCUCAGCAUCAAGUGUCUACGGUUCUAACAUAUGCACAUCACAAGGAGUCACCACUUGCCAGCAGUGUCUGGCUGUUCACCCUAGCUGUGCGUGGUGCUCUCAGGAGCACUUUGGGAAGGGCGGAGCCAGCGUCUCUCGCUGUGACCUAAAAGAGAACCUGCUGAAGGAAGGAUGUAGCGUCACGGCUGUGGAGUUUCCCUCCAGCACUCUGACGGUUGAGAAAGAUGCACCACUUAGCGAUAAGGCUUCGGGUACAGCUGAUGAUGUCACCCAGAUGAGGCCUCAGAAAAUCCGUAUGACACUACGACCAGGCGAUGCCAAGCGUUUCACCGUGAGCGUGAAACAGGUGGAGGAUUACCCCGUAGACCUCUACUACUUGAUGGAUCUCUCGUAUUCCAUGAAGGAUGACUUGAGUCGCCUGCUGACGUUGGGCAGCAAGCUGGCCGACACCAUGGGUCAAACCACAAGCAACUUGCGAAUGGGGUUUGGAGCCUUUGUGGACAAGACCGUUUCCCCGUACAUGUACACCGCCCCUGCAGAGGCAGUCACAAACCCCUGUGCUGAAAUUGGUGAACAAUGCCGGGGUCCGUUCGGGUUCCAGCAUGUGUUGACACUGACGGAGCAGGUGGCUCGCUUCACCGAGGAGGUGGGAAAACAGGAGGUGUCUAGAAACAGGGAUGCUCCCGAAGGUGGAUUUGAUGCCAUCAUACAAGCUGUGGUGUGCAAGGAGAAGAUCGGCUGGCGACCAGAUGCUUCACACCUCCUGGUGUUUACCACAGACGCCAAAACCCACAUUGCUCUGGACGGACGUAUAGCUGGGAUCGUCCAGCCCCAUGAUGGACAGUGUCACCUGGACAGCAGCAACAAUUACAACAAAUCUACAGUGUUGGACUAUCCCUCCUUGGCACUCAUCACAGAGAAAAUGUCUGAAAACAAUAUUAAUUUGAUUUUUGCAGUGACGGGCUAUGUGCUACCACUUUACAAGGAGUACAGUCAGCUCAUCCCAGGCACAACUGUGGGAGAGCUAUCUGCUGACUCUGGGAACGUCAUUCAGCUGAUUCAAGAGGCCUAUGCUAAAAUUCGCUCUAAAGUGGAGCUGGAGCUGUUGGGAGUCCCGGAUGAGUUGAAUCUCUCCUUCAACGCCACCUGCCUAAAAGGAGAUGUCAUUCCCGGACUCAAGUCCUGCUCCGGUCUCAAGACUGGAGACACCGUGUCUUUUAGCGUGGAAGCUCAAUUGCGCGGCUGCCCCAAGGAGAAAAGCCAGACUUUUACAAUCAAACCUCUGGGGUUAAAGGAUUCUCUGGAGGUCACCGUGGACUUUGCCUGCAGCUGCGAAUGUGAGGCGGAGGCAGAAGCCAACAGUCCGGUCUGCAGCAACGGCAACGGCACCUACGAGUGUGGCGUCUGCCAGUGUCACCCGGGUCGACUGGGCCCCCGGUGCGAGUGCUCCCUGGAGGACUACCAGCCAUCCGAUGAUGCCAACUGCAUCCCGAAAGCGGGCGGACCCAUCUGCAGUGGAAGAGGAGACUGCUUGUGCGGACAGUGUUCCUGUCAUGCAAAUGAGUUUGGCCAAGUGUGGGGAAAGUUCUGCGAAUGUGACGACUUCAACUGCUUACGCUUCAAAGGAGCUCUGUGCUCCGAUCAUGGUAAGUGCAACUGCGGCUUCUGUCAGUGCGAUUCUGGCUGGAAAGGAGAAAACUGCAAUUGCACGACGCGGACGGACACGUGCAUGUCCAGCAUCGGGCUGCUGUGCAGCGGGCGAGGUAACUGCGAGUGUGGGGUGUGUCAGUGCACUCAGCCCGGCGCUUAUGGACCUACCUGUGAAAAAUGCCCCACCUGUCCUGAUUCCUGCACGAUAAAAAAGGCGUGUGUGGAGUGUCAGCACUUCGAGAGGGGACAGUAUAUGAACGACAACAGCUGUAGCCGAAUCUGCAAAAAUGAAAUUGAAAUAGUGGAUGAACUAGCUUUCCACGAUAAAAAUGCAGUGAACUGUUCCUACAAAGACAACAAUGACUGCAUCGUGCACUUCCAGUACUACGAGGAUGAAAGUGGCAAAUCCAUCUUGUUUGUGAAAAAAAUACCAGAAUGCCCCGAGGGUCCUGACACCUUGGUGGUGCUUUCGGCCGUGGUCGGAGCCAUUCUGCUGCUGGGACUUGUGGGCCUGCUCAUCUGGAAGCUGCUCAUCACCAUCCAAGAUCGUAGAGACUUCGCCAAAUUUGAGGAGGAGCGAGCCAAAGCCAAAUGGGAUACGGGUAACAAUCCUUUGUACAGAGGAGCUACGUCCACUUUUACAAACAUUGCAUACAGAGGCAAGUAACGAUUAAAUAAAGCAAGGAGAAACUCAGGGUUCGGCGGCAGAGAUGGAGAAUGACAACACAGGAAUGAAUGAGAGGACUUUACACUGUCACGGGCCUGGCGAAGGUUGGUGAAAAGUAGCUAUCGCUGUAGACAACAAACAUACUGUAAUGAUUAUUAAAGCUGUUAAGAUGCGUUGGAGACGCUUGUCUCCUCUCAGGCCUUCUUCUUCUGCACUGGAUCGGCUUUAUAGCGUUCUCCAGGGGGUGCACAUGCACGGAGAAAGGAGUUUCUUCCAUAACAUCCAAACUGUGUGUUUACACUAAAGUGAACAGCUGCUGAGAGUUUAUUACUUAUGUGCUUAUUUGAGGAGUGUCUUCUACCACUGCUGUAGUUUUUUAAGCUUGUUUUGUCAUAUUUUUUGUAUUCAGUGGGAUUUAUUUUAAUACAAAACAUGAGUGGUGGCUUCAUAAGUGCCUUGAAAUAUUGGUUGGUUUGUAUUUUAUAAUCACACAAUAAUCUGUGUUUGUGCUUAAUGGGGUUUUUACUUGUGACUUUUAUAUGAAAGUGUUUGAUUUGUCUGAGUGAUCUGCUGAACAGCACUUUGUCCCGUUGAAAUGUCUUGAUCUUUAUUUUUGUAUAUGAGCAGAAUUCAUUUUACACCAAAUUCUGGUGUUUGACUUGUACAACUUAUUUUUUAUCUUUGUUGAUCUCUGUAUGUGAGCUCUUGGUACUAUUGUGGGGUGUAUUCUGGUUCACAGAUCUGCUCCGGUGGUCUGUGACCCCACUGAUGUCUAUCACAAUUUAAAAGAAAAAAAAAAGACUUUAUUGUGCUUGUAAAAGGUUUCAUGUAACUGACACCACCACCUUUUGUGUGUUGAUUGACCUUUCCAAAAUGUCUUUAUUGACAUCAGCCAGGUUUUUUGGAGAUUUAUAUGUCAGAACUACAGCAGUGAGCACGUUUUUAGAGCUCAUGUUGGGUAGCUGUAUUUAUUAUAGAAGUGUUUUGUUCUGCCAGGCCAAAUGUCACAAUGUGAGAAGGUGAAGGCUUGAUUUUAUUUUAUUUUUGAUUCAUGCAAACAGCAAACUGGUAAAGUAAUAAAAGUAAGAAUGUAAUUGGAAUUAUUAUACAAAGAUAAUCUGUUAUACCAAUAUAAUAUAUAAGUUUCAAGUUUCAAGCAGUCUGUGGUCUUUGGCUACAGUCUUCACAGUUAAAAGCUGCAUUAAACGUGCCCUGGAUAGCUCAGUGGGUUGAGCGGCCACUAUUUGUAGAGGCUAUAGUCCUCGUGCGGGCAGCGUAGGUUCGAGUCCCGGCUUGUCACUCUAUACUACAAUGUCUCCCCCUCUCUCUCUACCUGUUUCCUGUCUACCUACUUUCUAAAUAAAGGCCACUAGUGCCACAAAAACCUUAAAAAAAGCCACAUUAGACUGAGAAGACUUCUUGUUACAUACUUCCUGAUGCAUCAACAGUCUGAUUACCGUAUUUUCCGCACUAUAAGGCGCACCGCAUUAUAAGGCGCACUAAAUAUAUGGUAAAAUACCGUACUAUAGUGGCUGGGGUUGAGUUACGUAUCUACCUGAUGGAGCUGCGCUACAGGAAAUGCUACAAAAUCCUACUGCAAAUGCAAAAAAAAAAACAAGAAGAAAAGUACCGUAUGUCAAACUUUAUUAACAAAAUAAAAACCAGCUUUGCUCCGUCUCGUCAAAGUCUCCAUUAUGCGAGUCAGCGUCGCUGCUGUUGUCUUGAACGUCUGUGACGAUUCCUGACGUUUUUAGCGCCAUUACUUUGGCGACACUGACUACAUUACCCACAAUCCCCCUGACUACAGUAACAGAAAUUACCGUAAUGAUCAUAUAUAAGGCGCACUGCCGGUUUUUGAGAAAAUUAAAGGCUUUUAGGUGCGCCUUAUAGUGCGGAAAAUACGAUACUGUCCUCAUGAACCUCUCAUGCAAAUCAUGUUUCUAUCGCAUAUUACAACGUACCACUGCAGACAAUAUGUACAAUCAAUGUCCUUCUUACCCACGUAGCAUUUUUGAUUAUAUUCUGUUUUCCCUUUGUUGCUGUGAAUAUGUGCAUCAUUUAUUACAAGCAUAAUGAAAGCAGAACAUGUGUAUUAGCCAUUCAUGCUCGAUUCACUGUUUCAAAAAUGAUGUAUUAUUUCCACGGCAUCCCAGCAUCCUUAUUGUUGUGACCAGGAUGUGGCGAAAAGGCUAGGUGACUUCAAAGACAUCUUCUUUUUUCUUUCUAUGUAAAAUAGCUGUUCAAGGUUGUUUCCAGACAUCAAAGGUUUGUUUUAACACUUACACUGAAGUGUGUUUCUCAAUAAACAUAAUUCAGUCAA
Molecule: messenger RNA, 4848 nt
Organism: Cololabis saira (Pacific saury)
Lineage: Eukaryota; Metazoa; Chordata; Actinopteri; Beloniformes; Belonidae
Gene: itgb3a
Product: integrin beta 3a
Exons: 16
Coding region: 162-2528 (788 amino acids)
Biological process (GO): cell migration; cell adhesion mediated by integrin; cell-matrix adhesion
Cellular component (GO): cell surface; focal adhesion; integrin complex
Molecular function (GO): fibrinogen binding; fibronectin binding; integrin binding
Source: RefSeq, a predicted model, not a curated record